CGUGUUGCCUUGAAAAGUUACACAGUGGAUUGCACUGAUUAUAAUGAUUGAUUUUCCCAGUCACUCACGCAACUACAACAACCUUAAACAACUACACCCCACCGCCCCCUCCCAACAGAUAUAUACGUACAUGCAUCUCGUAUUUAUACACAUCUCUCUCUUGAAUAUUGCAGCUACCGCAUUUUUCCACAUCGAAACAAAACAAUAUAUACGACGCUUGUGUGUGAGAGAGAAACGAGGCGCCCCACUCUACCUUCCAAUCUCUCUCUCUCUCUCUCUACAUACGCUUCAUAAUUAGACGCUAAAAUGUCAAUAAACCACUUCUCUACAGAGCUUCCAGAAGCCCACUGGUGGUCACACUAUACAAUGGAUCAUUCAGCACCUGCCAAAACCUCAUCCCCUUACCAGAAACCCUGCAUCUCUACCACCGCUAAUUCGCACAAUUCCGCCGCCGCAUUCUACCGCGCCGCGCCAAUGUUCUGCAGCCCCGCCCCCGCCUUCGACCUCAACAAUGAAGACGACGAGGAGUCGGCGGACGAGCACGCCUCGUCCACAUCGGACCACGAAAUCCCCAAGGACCGCCUCUUCGAGAAGCCGCUCACGCCCAGCGACGUCGGCAAGCUCAACCGCCUCGUCAUACCCAAGCAGCACGCCGAGAAGCAUUUCCCCUUGAACGCCAGCGGCGAGUCCGGCGAGAACGGCUUGCUGCUAGGCUUUGAGGACGAGUUGGGCAAAUCCUGGCGCUUCCGCUAUUCUUAUUGGAACAGUAGCCAGAGCUACGUUCUCACCAAGGGCUGGAGCCGCUUCGUCAAGGAGAAGCGCCUCGACGCCGGCGAUAUUGUCGUCUUCGCGCGCCACCGCGUCGACGCCGGCCGCCUCUUCAUUGGCUGGAGGCGGAGGACCGUCGCCGGCCUGGACGCCGCCGCUGCUCAGCCGGUCGCUAGCGGCUCCGGCGGUGCGUGGAGUAGGGUGAUUUAUCCAGGUCAUCCUUAUCAAAUCCAACAACAGCCGCCCUCUAAUUCUCUGCAUUUCCAAUCUGAAGGUGUUCAUGCAGGGUAUCAUCAGAAGCAGACAUCAUCUGCAGGGAGUGGGAAUUCCAAGACGCUGAGGUUGUUCGGAGUGAACUUGGAGUGCCAAGCUGACGAAUCAGAGGCGUCGACGCCGCUUGGGUCGCCGAUGUCGAGCCAGGGUCAAGCCCCCUAUCAUCAUCAACAAUAUCACUAUUAUUCAAAUAAUCACAUGGAUAUCAGUUUCUCAGGAGCAGAUGUAUAUCGGCAAGGAUAAGAUCUCGACGAUGUGACGUCCGAUAUUUGACAUUUCUCACAACAAAAUUUGGAAAAGGAAAAAGAAAAAAGAAAAGAGAGAGAGAUGGAGAAAAAAAGAAAAGAAAAAGAUACACUUACAUCCCAGAUUUCCUUCUCUCACUAGAAAUCCUCAUAAGCCCCGGGGGGAGAUGAGGGAUUGGAGGGGGUCCCACUACUCCCACACACAGAGAUAGUAUUAUGUAUGGUGGUUGCAAUCAAGGAAAUGCAGAGUAUGGAUGGGUUGCAAUCGAUUGUGGGAAUUUGGCUACUGUAGUGAUUCUGCCUCCAGAUUUUUCAUCAUGAUUACUUUUGGAAAUGGAUGGAUAUGGGUGUGGGUGGCAAAGUGGGAAGAGGAGAGCCCCUUAUUCAGCUUCAACAUCUAUUAACAUUAUUAAAUUAAAUUUAAACUCCACUGCCCUCUGCCAUAACUUCAUACCUUUUUUCUUUUUUGGAACGAGAUUUAUGUAUUUUGGUCAGCCUAUGUAAUUGUGUAAUUAUUUAUAGAAAACUAAAAUAGAAACCUAGAACUAGAAUCUAAUAUCAAACCUUUCCUAUUUUCCAA
Molecule: messenger RNA, 1866 nt
Organism: Salvia miltiorrhiza (redroot sage)
Lineage: Eukaryota; Viridiplantae; Streptophyta; Magnoliopsida; Lamiales; Lamiaceae
Product: B3 domain-containing protein At2g36080-like
Molecular function (GO): DNA binding; DNA-binding transcription factor activity
Source: RefSeq, a predicted model, not a curated record